GACUGCACAAAACCAAGGCUGUCAUUUUCUUCUCCCAUUUUCUUUCAUUCAGGUUACAGUCACCCAGACGGAAAACUCUCUGCCUGCGGCAAUCGAGUAACUGUUAGGGUUUUGGGUUUCUCCAGAGGAUUGCUCUCAAUUGCUCAGUUAUGGUGAGAAAACAUGGAUGGCAACUACCCGCUCACACCUUUCAGGUUGUUGCAAUCACAGUGUUCUGCCUUUUAGUUGUUGCCUUUUAUGCUUUCUUUGCUCCUUUUCUUGGAGGCCAUGUCUUGGAGUAUUCCUCAAGUGCAACUUACUCAGUGGUGGCGCUCCUAGUUUUCAUUCUUUAUGUUCGAUGUACUGCAAUCAACCCUGCAGAUCCUGGCAUAAUGUCUAGAUUCAAUGGGGGAACAAAUGAACUUGAUGCUGAACACAUGCUAUCAGCAAAGGAUCUACCCAGAAAAUAUGAUGAAAUUGGAAGUGGGAUGCAUUCUUCCCCUUCUACAGUUUCUAGAAGUUCAAUAGCUGCACCAAACUCAAGUAAGAAAGGUUCAAUGGGAGAUGCUGGAGGAGUAGAUGCUACAGCACAACCUGCAAUCAAGAAAUCUCCUUGUAGCUUUGGUGGAAUCUUCUGUGCAGUAUUUGUUCACGAAGAUUGCUGCAAACAGGAAACAACAGCUGAUCAGGGUUCUGGUGACGAUGCUUUGUUCUGCACGUUGUGUAAUUCUGAGGUGCGCAAGUUUAGCAAACAUUGCAGAAGUUGUGAUAAAUGUGUAGAUGCUUUCGAUCAUCACUGCCGGUGGCUAAACAAUUGUGUGGGACGCAAAAAUUAUGUAACUUUUAUCUCACUUAUGGCAAUCAGUCUUGUUUGGCUUGUUAUGGAAGCUGCUGUGGGUAUUGCUGUUCUGGUGCGUUGCUUUGUCAACAAGAAGACCAUGGAAACUGAGAUUAUUGACAGACUUGGAAAUGGAUUUUCUCGUGCCCCAUUUGCAACAGUUGUGGCUGUAUGUACUGCAGUUUCUAUGCUGGCUUGUGUACCCCUGGGUGAACUGUUCUUCUUUCACAUGAUACUAAUCAGAAAGGGUAUUACAACCUAUGAGUAUGUUGUGGCAAUGAGAGCAAUGAGUGAGGCACCUGCUGGUGCAUCCAUGGAUGAGGAGCUACCAAACGUGCUGUACUCUCCUAGUGGAUCUGCGACAACUGGUAUGAGUGGUGGAAGUUCUCUGGGUCUGCAGUACAGAGGAGCAUGGUGUACCCCUCCUAGAGUUUUUGUUGAUUAUCAGGAUGAAGUGGUGCCUCACUUGGAACCUGGAAUGGUCCCAUCAACUAUUGAUCCAGAUGCUGCUGGAGUUGCAGAAAGAGGGAACAAGGGACUGAAAAAACCUGUUAAGCUUAGUGCUUGGAAGCUUGCAAAAUUAGAUUCCAAUGAGGCGAUGAGGGCAGCAGCCAAAGCAAGAGCUUCUUCUUCAGUACUGCGUCCUCUUGAUAACCAUCGUUUAGCUGAUCCUGAAUUUAGUUCCAGUGGCAAUGUUAGUGUUAGAAGUAGUGUGAGCACAGAUACAGGGGCAAAUAAAGAGAUCAAGAAUGACUUGAGAUUAUCACCAUUGAAGAACUCUUUCGCUCCUAGUCAAGGUAGCCGAGAUGAGUAUGAAACUGGGACUCAGAGCGUUAGUAGCCUCAGCAGUUCAAGCCACAUUCAUGAAUCAGUCACGCUUAGCCCUUUACCACAAGCUCAUGCUUUGGCUCGUUACAAUGCAGCAACAUCACUUUCUGGCAUUCCUGGCCAUACAUCAACUUCCAAGCCAGGUCUUAACAGUAUCAACCACCCAAUAACUCAUGCUUCAUCAGGAUUUGAUGAAAAAAUAAUGCAAAGGGGUAGUAUUGCUGAUCCACUAUUGCUGUCAGCUCCUGCUGCUUCUCUUCUUAGAGAUGUCAAAAGGACAUCUGUUGUAUGGGACCAAGAAGCUGGGAGGUUUGUAUCAGUUACUUUGUCAACCACAGAAGUGCGGAAUAGAUCAUCUAUGCAUGUUGGUCUGUCAAGUUCUAGUGCAGAAAUUAGCACUCAGAGCAGAAGGGCAUUUGUCCCGCAGCAAGAAUCUUCUUCAUCAACAACAAAGUCUCCAGGGCAGCAGGCAGAGAAGCUGAUGUACACAGGAGACUCCAUUUUCUUUGGGGGUCCACUUUUGAGUGUUCCAAUUAGAGAUGGUCUAAGAAAUGAAAAGGGUCUGGGAUCAAGGGAAGGUCAAGAGAGAUUAGCUCUGAAUUUUCCCCGGGAGUCUAGAUUCAAGAGGGACUCAGUCUCAAACCAGCUUCCAGUGUUUGUCCCUGGGGGUUUUGAGCACAACACUUCUGGUUCUGGUUUAAAGUAGACACAAGUAGAUUCCUCUAACAAAGUUGCUGUACAAUUUUUUUCAUAAAUCUUCGGGAUGGUUAGGGGUAAUGAAAGAGUAAGAAACCUCUAAAGGGAGCUGCUGAGCCCUGGAACCCUGCAAUUUUGAACCAUGUGCAGACAAGAUAUUCUUGCAAGGUUCAAGUGGUUUCUUUCUUCCCAGGAAUCAUUUAAUUAACACGUUGGUUUAAUCUGAAAUUUGUAAAUGAGGUGAGGUGAAGAGAUGAGACUCCUAUUCUCUCUUAAAUUCUCCGGUACAAUGGUCAUUUAAGAUUAAUGUACUUGUCUUUCACGGCCAAGCUUAAUUGAUGUGUUCUGCGUAUAUACUUCACUUCAAAUACUUUAUUUACACAUUAUUUCCUCAGGUUGAAUGCGGUGUUUGUUAGUUUGUGAAUUGUGCAUUAGUUUCUGGAUGUUAGUGUAUAAUAAUGAGAUUUGGUUCCC
Messenger RNA from Rubroshorea leprosula, 2815 nucleotides. NCBI's taxonomy places the organism in Eukaryota, Viridiplantae, Streptophyta, Magnoliopsida, Malvales, Dipterocarpaceae. The record is from the annotation of a GenBank genome assembly.